Messenger RNA from Portunus trituberculatus (swimming crab), 4939 nucleotides. RefSeq lists its product as uncharacterized. The record is from RefSeq and is a predicted model, not a curated record. The transcript is spliced from 21 exons. NCBI's taxonomy places the organism in Eukaryota, Metazoa, Arthropoda, Malacostraca, Decapoda, Portunidae. The coding region runs from base 210 to 3392 and encodes 1060 amino acids. Gene Ontology annotation, molecular function: metal ion binding.
GUCAGUGUGGGUUGUGGCGUGGUUGCAGCAAGUUCAGCUCGCUCACUCUCUCUCUCUCUCUCUCUCUCUCUCUCUCUCUCUCACUCCCUCCAACUCUCUCCCGGUGUGGAAAUAAGAGAAGAGAGAAGACAAGUCUGGGAGGAAAGGAGAAGAGGAGAGAAACGAGCGAGUGACCUUGAAUAACCUCAACCAAACAAACCCAAAUCACCAUGACCUACCGCCGUCUGCUGCCUCUACUAGCUGCCCUCUCUGUGAUGGCGGCACCCAACAACCACCACCAUCACCACCACCGCCAAGGGAACACCACUAACCUGGGAGAUAAUUACGAGUUUAUCUGUGAGUACCUGGCGAGUGGCUCCAUCCCGGUGGCCAAGUACAGGAGCAAGAGGACGGGUCUACAUAUCGUGUUGGCAAGAGUGGAGGGCCCGCUUGUUAAUGGUUACUUCACUUUAGCGACAGAGGCCCAUGAUGAUGAUGGCCUCCCACACACCCUAGAGCAUUUAAUCUUCCUGGGCAGCGAAGAAUAUCCGUACAAAGGAAUUCUGGACCUCUUAGCCAACCGCUGUCUUGCCUCAGGAACCAAUGCGUGGACCGAUACGGACCACACAGCCUAUACAGUUCAAACAGCAGGCAGUGAAGGCUUCCUCAACCUGCUGCCUAUCUACCUAGACCACCUGCUGUACCCUACCCUCACUGAUUCCGCCUUUACCACAGAGGUCUACCACAUCACUGGGGAGGGGGAGGAUGCAGGGGUGGUGUACUCGGAGAUGCAGGGGCGAGAGAACACUGACGGAGAUAGAACACUGAGAGCUCUCCUGCGUGCCAUGUAUCCUGAAGGCAGUGGCUACCGCUCGGAGACUGGCGGCAUUAUGAAGAACCUGAGGGAAAGUACCUCUAAUGAGAAGAUCCAAGACUACCACAGGGCUUUCUACCGUCCCGAAAACCUCCACAUAGUCAUUACUGGCAUGGUAGGCGCUGACCAGGUGUUUGAAGCGCUGGAACCCAUUGAACAGAAGAUUAUCGGAAAGGGAGAGAGGCCCCCAUUUACCCGACCCUGGCAGACGGCCGUGCCGCCCCUGCAGAAGUCUGUGGAUGAGCUGGUGCUGUACCCUAGUGACUCAGAGGACACUGGCAUGGUGCUGGUCGCCUGGCGGGGUCCCUCCUCUGUCACCGAGAUCUCUGACCUGCUGAGUAUAUCUGUGUUGAUGGAGUACCUCACCCACUCCUCCGUGUCACCACUGCCCAAGAUCUUCGUAGAGGUGGACGACCCCUUGGCCAGCAGUGUCCACCACAGCUGCUUUGAGAACUCAGUGUCAACGUGCUACUUUGGCUUCUAUGGAGUGCCUAAGGAUAAGGUGAACAGUGUGAGCCCGCUGCUGAUGGACACGCUCACCAAGAUUGGCUCUGGUGAGAUGUCGAUAGAGAUGGACACUAUGAAGGACAUCCUCUCCAACCUCAUCCUUCUGCAGGACUCCAGCCUUGAGACCAUCCCCCAUGACACCAUCGCCAACAGUGCCAUUGGUGACAUCCUGUAUGGCAACUCCUGUCAGCACUUAGACAUGCGGCUGAACAAGAAGGCCUGGUACGAGACAUUGCUGAACCAAAAAUCCUGUCAGUACUGGGCGGACCUCCUGUGUAAAUACUUCCUAGAUGGUCACAGUGUGGUGGUGCGCGGUGUGCCCUCCAUGGCUGAGUCCGCACGGCUUGAAAAGGAGGAGAAGGUGCGUGUGGAAGCGAGAAAGAAGGAGCUGGGGGAGGAGGGGCUCAAGAUGUGGAAGGAGAAGGUGGAGAAGGCAAAGGAAACUAAUGAGAUCCCGCCUCCGAACCACAUGCUAGAGUUAGUGCCAGUGCCGGGAUUGGAUAGCAUUAACUUCCACCCCCUCACAGCGUACAACAACCACCUAGAGUCUUCUCCGCCUCCCUCCACCUCCUCCUCCAUCUCUGCUCAGAUCGGCCAACGCAUCCACUCACUCCCCAUUAAGUUCCAGCUGGAUGAUCUUCACUCGAACUUUGUGCUGAUGGCAGCGAUCCUGGACACCUCAAAAGUGCCCCCAGAGAAGCUUCCUUACCUCACACUGCUGCUGGACCUGAUAUUUGAGUCCCCAAUAAGCCGUGAUGGGACUGUGAUUCCCUAUGAGAAGGUGGUGAAGGAACUGGCCGCGGACACCCUAAGCCGAGAUGCCAGUGUGGGGCUUGUUCUCCGUGGCGGCAGCAAGUUCUCGUGUGGUUCUUUCUGCAAUAAUGUGGCUGUUGUUCUUAAGGUUGAAAUGGCCAAGUACAAGAAGGGGGUGCAGUGGCUGAAGGAAGCGCUAUACAAGAGUCAGUUCGUGGGUCAGAGGGUCAAGGUCAAGACCAACAAGCUGGUCAACUCCAUUGGUGACCUCAAACGCUCAGGACCCAAACUGCUUAACCUCAUGUUCAAUAAUAUCAUCUUCAGUAAUGACACCAACAAGAACCAGCAAAGCAUUCUGAAGCAGGAGAAAUUCUUGAACGCACUGCUGGAGAGAUUAGCAACAGAUGAGGAGGAGGUGCUGAGGGAACUAGAGGAGGUGCGGCAAGCGAUUGUGGCCCCAGAGAGAGUUACCAUCCACCUGGCCACUAACUUAGAGAAGCUGGCCGUGCACCUGGACCCAUUGGAACCCUGGACCAACUUUGCUAAGGGAGAGUUGUCCACCACUGGAAAGGAGAAAUUCCUCAAUGUGAUUCCUGACAGCUCAAUGCAGUCUUACGAGAACCUUGGCGAUUACACUGGCUUCCUGACUGGCGUAGGCUCAGUGGAGUCAGCCUACCUUGUACAGGCUGCCCGAAGCAUCACAGAGCAUAGAGACUGGGACCUGCCACCACUUCUGACCGCUAUACAGUACCUCACGCAGCUGGAGGGCCCAAUGUGGAAGGAGAUCAGGGGAAGGGGAUUAGCAUACUCUGCCAACCUCUAUUUGAAUCCUGCCCAAGGACUUCUAAUUCUCAAGCUUCUAAGGGCGGCUCAGCUUACCCGAGCUUAUGAAGAGGCCUUGAAUAUUAUCAACUCCCACAUUAACGGCACCACCAGCUGGGAGACAACCUUGCUGGAGUCCGCCCGCAGCUCUCUUAUUUUUGAGGUGAUAGAGAGAGAGGCUGUAGUGUCCGAUGUCGCCCAGCAGUCCCUCCUCUCCUACUUCAGAAAGGUGCCUCAGACGUACACCAGAGAGCUGAUAGACCGCAUCUCCAAGGUGACCCUUGAGGACGUGAAGCGUGUGGCCCUUAAGUACUUCACCCCUCUAGUGCGACCAGACUCCACCAAGACCGUCAUUGUGUGUCACCCCUCCAAUGUCCAAGAAACUGUGGCCGACCUGCAAAAGUUCGGACACAAGCUACAAGUGGUGGAGUCUCUGGAGGGCAGUAGAUUUGCGUAAUGGGUAAUGGAAGGGAAAGGAGACACCCAACCAUUACCAUUACUACUACUACCAUCACUACCACCAUCACCACCAUUACAUCAGUUGAGCCAAGGGUUGUGGGAGGAAAGUGCUACAGGUUAUAGUUUACAAGUAUUUUCUUUAAGGUUGUGUGGGGGAGGAGAGUUACCGAGUGUUAUUUAAAGUAUUGUUCUUGCCGUAUGGUAUAAUUACUGAGAUUCUUUUUUUUUUUUUUUUUUUUUUUUUUUUAACAUUUUUCAUCUUAUUCGUUGCUGUUUGCUGAUAAAAUUGCACUAGUUUUUCAUAUUUAGUUUUUUUCAUAUAUUUUUAAAUUUUAUUCAUAGUUUUUUUAUUAUUACAGGUUUAUUUAAUUUUUUUUCUAUUUCUUUCAUAUUUACUUUAUUUUCUGUUAUUAUUGUUACAUAUUUGCACUAGUUAUGUUUAUUUAGUAUUGCACUGUGCACAUUAUUAUUAUUAUCAUCAUUUAUGGCCUCUCAUCUCACUUAUUUCACUCUAUUCAAGUGUUUAUUUAUGCUUUCUUAUGAUUCUCUUUUAUUAUCUUAUUUUUAUUAUUAUUGUUAUUAUUAUUUUCAUUAAUGUUAUGUUCUAUCACUGUUCUUUCUCUAUCUGAAAAACUAGUAAUGAAAAAAUAGAUAAGAUUAUUUUUGUUAUUAUUAUUAUUUAUGUUAUCAAUUAUUUUUUUCUAUUAUUAUUGAUGUUUUAGUCCAUUUUGUCUUCAUUUCUGUUGUUUCAAAAAGUUUAGGUCAUUUUGUCAUUAUUUCAGUUAUAUCAGAAAGAAACAAGCACUGAAAAAUGGAUAAGAACGAUGUUUUUUUUUCUGUUAUUAUUGACAUUUCAGCUCAUUGUUUAACUAUUUCAUUUAUGUGUCAGAAAGUUUAGCUCACUGUGUCAUCAUUAUUUCAGUCAUGUGUCAGAAAGAUUGGCUCACUGUCACCAUUAUAUCUGUGUCAGAAGUUUCACUCAUUCCAUUAUUACUUCAGUUAUGUGUUACAAGGAUUAAUUCGCACUUAUGUACAAGAUAUGGGAUUUCUUUUCUAUCAGGCAAAACAAAAACACAAAAGAAACACAAAAAUCAACAAAACGCGUCUGUGCAUGAGAUAAACAUGUCACUCAUUUCAAACGCUGCCCAUCGGAACACAGUAGACAAGAAAUCCACUAUCUAUAACCAAAAUAUGAAGGAAAAACACCACAUAAACAAAACAUAGAAUUCCAAAAAUAUCCUUUUUUCCGACAUUAAAAAAGAAAAAACAUCAACGUAAACAACAAAAAAGAACUUAUUUCUCCAUGUUUUAUCUUUCAUUACCCACAAAAACACAGAAAAACAAACAGUUAUAUAUUUUUUUUUUCACUCACUUCCACUACAUAAAGAAAAACAUCACAAACAAACAAAUAGCCAUUCUUAAUUUAUCUCAUGAAAUGGAAGAAUGGAAGAAAAAAAAACAUCAAAAACAAAGAAACAAAUAGUCAAUCUUAAUUUAUCUCUCAUUAAACGGAAAAAAAAAAGAAAAAAAAAUCCGCUGAACAGU